UAAUUAAAAGAGAGCUCGCCCAAAACACUGUGGAAGAUGAGUUCCGUUCUCCUUAAAUCAUUGCUUUUUUAAAAUUGUCGAUGCCCGACUUCUUUUAUUAUCUUUUUAUGAUUUAUUGAGGAUCUGGAAAACAUGUAUUCUAUUCGUCGCUGGCUCUAUAAACCCAAGAAAACGGACACAUCUCUGCUGGCACAGUUUUUCUAUGCAGAUGAGGAACUUAACUUAGUCGCUGCUGAGUUGGACAGUUUUGAUGGGCGUAAGGAUCCCGAGAGAUGCACACUGUUGGUGAACCAACUACGCCAGUGCCAGGACCGUGUCCUAGGGAUUGUACAGAGGAUCAUGGAUGAUGCCAUACCUCUACAGCGGUCAUCAAGGGACUUUCGAGUCAAAUUUCCUGAUGAUGUACUGCAGGAAAGCUUAGCAGGACAGCUAUGGUUUGGUGCAGAGUGUUUGGCAGCAGGGUCUACCAUAAUGAAUAGGGAGGUAGAAAGUAUCUCCAUGCGACCACUGGCCAAAGCACUGACCAGAACCCUUGACCAGCUGAGGGGCAUGCUAAGAGACCAAUGUCUACGCAAUCAGGCAAUUUAUUCAGAUGAGAUAAAAGAAUCACUCAUCACUUUUGACAGACUUUUUGCUGACUUUGAGCUCAGCUAUGUAAGUGCAAUGGUACCUGUAAAGACAAUGAAAGAGUAUGACAUUUUGCAGGAAGUAACUGUGCUAUUCUGUGAAACUGUGGACAGGGCUCUAAAGGUUGAGCUGCUGACCCAGGACAUGAUAGAUGACUAUGACCCUGCUUUGAUGUUUACAAUUCCAAGGUUGGCCAUAGUGUGUGGCUUGGUGAUAUAUCCUGAUGGCCCUCUAAACCCACUCCAAGAACCCAAGUCAAUGUCUGAGAUGUACAGACCAUUCCAAACUCUUUUGCUCAAGAUUAGGGAACUUCUGUGGACAUUGACAUCAGAUGAGUUGUUUUCUCUGGAAAAGGCUCUCUGUAGUUCAGAGGAACCAGGUCUGUAUAGACCAGUGGAACAUGUAUUCUCAGACUCCAACACUUCCUCAGUUGAACAAUCACCAUCCAAGGGGAAAAGUGGUGCUUCAGGGAAGACCGAAAAGAAAAAGUCAAAGAAAGAGCAGAACACUAAGCCUGAAAAGGAAGAGGACAAUGACGCAGAUACUGAGAGCUCAGAAGAGAACCAUGACAGUAUAGGAGCCCUGGGGAUGACCCAGUCUCCCUCUACACAGACUGUGAUAGCCAACCCUAGUUAUCCUCCAGAGCAGACUGCUGGGGGUGGGGCUGACUCUACAGAAGGAGCCUCUGGGGAACAGCAGCAGGUCACUGGAGCUCAGAAUGGGGUUACAAGUGAACAUUUGGCACCUAAACAAUCACAGGACCUUGAUGCUGCUGAUGCAGGGACACAGUGCUCAAAGUGUUCUGGGAAUGCAGAGAGCAGACGGCACAGGCGACACAGGAGAGGAAGUGGAGGAAAGGGGGAGAAGCACAGUGGGUCAGAGAGCAACAGGAAAAAGAGGGCUGCUAAAAGGAAUCAGAGCACCCAGACUGGUAUUGAAUCUGAACGUGAGAGAGCUAGCAGUGGUGGCUCUAAUCAUGGUGCUGGGGGGUCUCGGACUACAACAUCCAGACAAAACAGCAGAGGCAGCACCAUGAGUGAGGAAAUGCAUCGAGUUUGUGAACAGGUAGUUGGCGAGCUUUUGUCUGAUGCAAACAGGAGAAUUGUGCGUAGUUCAUCUGCCUCUCAGUAUGGGGCUCCCCAGUUUAACUUUCAUUUGCCUGUGAAUACCAGUCCCAGAACUUCAGCAGAAUCUGGGCAAUCCUCUGAUGCUGAUACUCCCAGGACUGUGAUAUAUGUAGGGGACAGCAUUCAACAAAUGUCAGAUAUAUCAGAAGAAAAUUCCUAUGUUAAUAAGGAUGAUGUCUUUGAGGAUAUGGAUACUAAAAGCACUGAGAUGGAAAUUGUAGAAGAGCAGGCAGGCAGGAAAUCAGAAAGUGAAGUUCCUAUGCAUACAUCUAGUUCCACCUCCAGCCACAGUAAAAAACGCUCAAAAGAACAGAACACUAACAAAAGUGAAAACAUGUCAAAAACUGAAGUUCAUAAGAACUCCCACAGCAGUCAGCAACCUCGAAAAUCUAGUAAAAAAGACAGUAAGAAUCAAACAAUCGACUCAACCAAUCCAAAGCCUAGCUGCCCUAGAGUGCAGAGACUGCAGUAUUCAGAUGACUGCAGUGAGACCAGUAGCUGCUCUACAUGUAGCACAAGUAGUGAAUACGACAAUGUUGGGAGUGACUAUGACAACUUGAUGAGCAGCACCAGUGAUACCAGCUCCUACAACUCUGAGAGUCAGGAUGAUGAGGAGAUAGCUCUGGCUAUCCAAGCAGCUGAGCUUGCGUCUCGCAAUGAAGCACGUCUGAGAUUUAAGAGCAGCACUGACCUCAUCCACAGACUGUUUGUGUGCAUCUCAGGAGUUGCUGACCAGCUCCAGACAAACUAUGCUAGUGACUUGAGGAAUGUGUUGCGGGCAGUAUUUGAGGUCCACUCCUCUGAGCCCCUAGUCAGGGUGGACAGUGCCGAGGAGGUGACCGAAGACAUUCGCAGUGACAACAGUGACUCUCUAGAGGACAGAUCUGAUGGCUCUGAUGGGGACAGAGAUAAUGAGGAAGAGGAUGUGAUCACUCCUACUGCGUCCAGUCCCCCUGAAAACAGUCCAGAGAGGAACAUUGACGAGAGACCUGCACAGGAUCCACCUCCCUGGGUACCUGAUGAGCUGGCACCACACUGUACCUCUUGCAAGGUGCCCUUCUCCUUUGUGCGCCGGCGCCACCACUGCAGGAACUGUGGAAAGAUAUUCUGUGCAAGAUGUUCUCCCAAUUCGGUUCCUCUGCCCCACUAUGGCCAUGCCAGACCUGUGAGGAUCUGUAACAGGUGCUUUAUGUUCCAGGUCACACCUUUCAUGGUGGAGAACUGAACAAUUUACUGUGGACUAUCUUGCAUUUACUCCUGUCCAUGAAUCAAAGUUUUCAUACUGGUGCCCUAAAGUGCUAUUGAUUUAAAUUCUUACAUCAUCAUGGUGUGAUUCUUGGACUUGUGGUUGUGUUCUCUACUGUGGACAUGCGAACAACAUUCACUUGUUACUUCUGUGGAAGUGGAAGAUGGUAUUUUUCAGCUGUGAAGAUUCUGCAGUCUUGUCUGGCACAGACAAGAAAUGAUCCCUGUGUUGAAGGUUUAGAACAAAGUGGAGGAAAUUCAUGGGUUUAUUUCUGAUUUUAUUUUAUGAGCAUUAGUUGGGAAAUGAUAAUUCUGACAACAUGCGAGAGACUUACAAUGUUAUCACUAAGCUGUGAUUGUGUGAUAAUUCUAGCUUGGACACAUUGUUUUAUAUUGACAGUUUCACUAAGAAGACAUUUUAUGAAAAACCUAUGCUGCAUUUCAGUUAAAACUAUAUGGUAUUGUUUUUUAAAUAUAUUAUAUUUCUAAUAUUAUAUAGGCAUUAUAUAAUAGCCGAUAUCUUCAUCGAUAUUUUGUCACUUUUUUUGGUUUUAACUCCUGGAAAAGGCAGUGGGACAGUUACUUAUUUUAACCAAUUGGAAUAAUUGUGGGUAUAUUACAUGUUACAUAUAGAUUGUGAUAUUGCCUGUAACAUUUUCUUUCAACAAAGCUAGUUGCUUCUUUUAACUGCUUAAAAGGGAACUUCACAGAAAGUUUGGACAAGCUUGUAUUACUCUCUGACAUCUUGAGUACAUAUAGUUGUUAUUCCAACUUACUUUUCUUUUUUAGCCCUGAUACUGCAUGACAGUUACAAUUAAUUCUUGGAUUAGUUGUCACACUGGCUGUGAAGGCUACCCAUCCUAGUUAAUUUUAUAUCUAAAUUUCAGUAUAUUGUAUUUUGACACUUGUAGGGCAUUUAAGGUGAGAGACUACAACAGUUUGGAAGAUUUCCAAGGAAAAAAAUUUAAUCUUGCACUGGACUUUUAAUAAAGCGGCAGUCCAGCUGCAGAGGAGGGCUGAGAAUGAAUCUAUCCCACAUCUGGGACUGGACCGUUAAGUACACAUCUAUGAUUCAUGUAAUUUAUCCAGUUAAUUAUUAUAUUUUUAUUCACUAUGUUGUCUAUAAUUUUAUUUUAUUCAAACAUUUCAGUUGUGUAAGCUUUCAGUUUUGCCAGAAUAAUAGGAGUCUGUGCACACACCUGGCCUGUCAUGUGACCAGCUGUGUAGGUUACAGACAUGUAUUUCUCUGUUGAAAACCACUAGUACAGAUCCCAAAGGAUAGUUGGUAUUUUAAUCUGUUAGUUCAUUAUUAGAUAUAUUUUUUCCUAUUAUGUGACAUCACGCUACUGGAUAAAUGGGGGGCAUUCACUCUCAAUUUGGAAGGUUUUAGUCUGGAAAAUAGAGAUUGAUGUAUAUAUUUUAUCCACUACUAUGUCUAUGAUUUGAUUGUAUCCUAACUUUCCAGUUGUGUAAGCUGUCAGUUUUGCCAGAAUAAUAGGAAAGUCUGUGUCAAUUUUCACAAGUGUUCAUAAGUGGUCAGAUUUCUCUGCUGGCCUCCCUUGGUAUUAGGGUGUGGACUUGUUCCACACAGAUGCCCUUCAACCUUGUAGAUGAGUAGGGUGGAAGAGUGUGAAGGGGUUUCAAUUUUUUAAAAUUUGAUUUUAAGUGAAAAUGAUAUCUACUGUGUAGAGAGAAUUAAGUAAUAAUAAGUAAUAAUGGUUUUGGUUGAUACAUGAUCUGCAUCACAAAAACAUUUUCUAGUCACUAGAACAAGAUCAGUGUGAAGUGUAAUAUAAAGAUUUAAAUUCAAUAUAUUUGAGUGGACUUCAAAAACAAAAUCAGAUCGGGUUUUAUAAGUUAGCCAAUAUUUUAGUUUAAACAAUUGGAAUAAAAGAUAAAGACAUGCCACACAAACUAUUUUACCAUAAAUGUUUAAAAUUCACAAGG
This is a messenger RNA of Lingula anatina, 4946 nucleotides long. Its product is annotated as lateral signaling target protein 2 homolog. Gene Ontology annotation, cellular component: early endosome membrane. Gene Ontology annotation, molecular function: metal ion binding. NCBI's taxonomy places the organism in Eukaryota, Metazoa, Brachiopoda, Lingulata, Lingulida, Lingulidae. The record is from RefSeq and is a predicted model, not a curated record.